AUGUCUGAUUCCGUGGCCCUUCCGGAAUGCCCGGUCACUUACCCGGCCCCUGCCUUCGAUGCUCAAGCUCAAACCAACGUUGCCGUCUAUUGGGGCCAAGGAGCAAACCAGGGCCGCCUGGUAGACUUCUGUCAAAAUGGCGCUUACGACAUCAUCAACAUAGGCUUCAUCAACAAGUUCCCUGACGCGAAUGGAUACCCUGGAGCCAACUUCGGCAACCAGUGUGGCUCCGAGACGUUCCUGGGCACAGACCUUCCCAGCAACUGUCCCUGGAUUGGCCAGGAUAUCCAGACAUGCCAGGAUGUCUAUGGGAAGAAGAUCUUCUUGUCCAUUGGUGGUGGCUCGCCAACCGACUACUACCUGACGGACAAAGACUAUGCCGAGGACUUUGCUGAAUUUCUCUGGAACGCCUUCGGCCCCCCGAAGGACGACGGAACCCCUAGGCCCUUUGGUGAUGCCGUUGUCGACGGCUUCGACUUCGAUAUCGAGUCGGAGAUGGCAUCCGCCCCUGUUGAUGCACCAGACUAUCGGUCACAAUAUUACCCGGACAUGCUCAACUACUUCCACGAUGUUUUGUUCCCCGAAGACACGUCCAAGAGCUACUAUCUCUCCGUUGCUCCUCAAUGCUCGUUGCCCGAUGCCCACUUCACCUAUGACUUCUUCCUCGACACGUGGGUCGACUUCGUCUUUGUUCAGCUCUACAACACCCCCAGCUGCAAUGCUCUGGCGACCUCCACAUAUCAGGACAUUAGUUUCUACGAUUACUUGGCUGGUAUUGCCGCUACCCGCAAUCCUGCAAUCAAGUUUUUUGCUGGUCUGACUGCGGGUGUGGCUGGUGCGCCCAAUGAUCCUGAUGCCUACUUGACACCGGCAGUGGUCGAGCCAUGGAUUCAGCUGCUUAAACCUUUUCCCGCGCUUGGUGGCGUGAUGCUCUGGGAGGCUACGGUUGACCAGGAGAACACUCAAGACGACUACAUGUACUCCGAGUACAUCAAGGCAGCCUUCGUCAAAUGCGGGGAUGCAUACACGCCGAACUCCGAGUGCAGCUUCCUGAACUACAAGCCCAACAAACUCCAGCUUUCCAUCUCUCAGAACGGCCGGUGCGGUGCCUCGUAUGGCACCUGCGAGGGUUCCACGUUUGGAAAUUGCUGCAGCCAAUACGGCAACUGCGGCACGACCGAUGCCUUCUGUGCGGCGGCCAACAACUGUGAUAUCAGGUACGGCCUGUGCGGCGACGACGCCAAUGCGGCUGCGACCUGCACGACCUCCACUUCAACCACUCCUACACCAACGCCCACGCCUGUUGACGAUUCACCUGUGUUACUCACUCCUAUUGUCUCGCCUGCGCUUGACACUCCUGUCGUCACUCCCGCCGCCACUCCUGUCGACACGCCGGUCCUGACCCCUGUCAACACCCCCGUGCUCACUCCUUCCGCGAGUACCCCGGAUGUCUUCACUCCUGUCUUCACUCCUAUCAACACCCCUAUCAACGGUACCCCUAUCAACACUCCUGUUGACGGAACUCCUGUCAACACCCCCGUUAAUGGCACUUCUGUUUUCACUCCUAUCAACACUCCUGUUUUUACUCCUGUCGACACGCCGGUCCUGACACCUGUGUUCACUCCUAUCAAUACGCCGGCCAUCAACACUCCUGUUUUUGAUACCCCAGUGUUCACGCCGUCCAUUUACACUCCGCCUGUGUUCACGCCGAGUGGCAACCUGUCUAUUCACUUGUCGGCUCCGACUGCGUCUGACCCUGUGGGAGCUCCUGACUCGGUUGUGCUCUCCAGCGCCGCCCAAGUGUCCGGUCCCAGUGGUUCUACCUCCGGCCCAGCUCCCGGUAUCACCUCUGCACCGACGCUUUCUGGUUCUCUUUCGACACCCGGAGAUGCAACGACGACCAUCAUCACCACCACGUAUAUUGACGUUUGCCCCACCGGCAUCACCACAAUCACCACGACAUAUACGACAACAAUCUGCCCGACGCAGGCUCCCUCAGUCAUCCCCGCCGGCUGGACCACCACUGUGACUGUCUGCAACAAAUGCGGACCCGAGCCAACCACCCUCACCCUGACCAGGCCCAUUUCCACCAACAGCGGUCCUGCCACGACUUCGGCAUUCACGACGUCCACCAUCUACGCAACCCAGCUCGUGACUAUUACCGCAUGCCCGCCUUCGGUGACUGAUUGUCCUGCCAGCUCCAAGACGUACCUCUCGGUCGCCACCUCACUCGUUCCUAUCUCAACCACCGUGUACGCUGUGCCGUCCGUCGUCGCCAGCUCAUCGGCAACCACAGCGGCAGUGGGUGGUCAGACCGGUCAGGGCUCUCAGGCAGGCGGCCAGGACGGCAAAGCCAACAGCGGCAAUGACUUCUCGACAAGCACUGUCUACGCGACCCAGCUCUUCACUGUCACAGCAUGCCCCCCUUCUGUGACUGAUUGCCCCGCCAGUGCGAAGACCCACGUCUCGGUUGCCACCUCGCUCGUCCCUGUCUCGACGACCGUGUACUCCGUGCCGUCCGUUGCCAUCAUCACCAGCUCGUCAGCAGCCACCACGGCGACAGUUAGCGGCCAGACCGGCCAGGGUUCUUCUUCCCAGGGCAGCCAGAACGGUAACAGCGGUAGCAGCAAGGCCGACACUAACGCUGGCUCCUUCUCGGUCAGCACCGUCUAUCAGACUCAGCUUUUCACCGUCACCCAGUGCCCGCCUUCCGUCCCCAACUGCCCCGCCAGCGCGAAGACCACCGCCGUGCUUACUAGCGCGGUGCCGGCGUACACGACCAUCGUCCCCGUCGUUGCUACCACCACGACUCGGGUCGGUGGCAAUGGCAGCGGUUCUGCGUCCUCCGCUGUGGUUUCUGCCUCUAAGCAGGUGUAUGGCAGCGGCAGCAGCAGCAGCAGCACUAUCGUCUCUACCGCUCCCGUUCAGUCCGGCGUCCAUGGCGGAUCGGGCUCUGGCACCGGCACCGGCAGCUCCAGCUCGGCGUCAUCGCCUUCGGCCGCUUCGUCGUUUGUCAUCGCCACCGUGCCCGGCUCGAAGGCAUCUUCCUCCUCCUCCUCCUCCUCCUCCUCCUCCUCCUCCUCCUCCUCCUCCUCCUUCUCCUCCGCAGUCGGUGGAUCCGUCGGCAGCGGCAGCGGCAGUGGCAGCGGCAAGCCCAACACUCAAACAGCGGUGACCACCCAGCUCAUGACCGUCUCCGUCGUGCCCAUGCCCGCAUCGUCGUCGUCGUCGUCGUCUGCGCACUCUUCCGCUCCUGCCGUCGUGUCGGCGCCCAGCCACUACGGCAACGGCAACGGCACCGUCGUGCACCUGAACACGCCUGCUGCUUCCUCCUCCCUUGCUCCUUACAGCGCUCCGACGCCAAGCGCCAGCGGAAGCAGCAACAGCAAGACGCAGAGCGCGUCUGUGCCGGUGUACACCGGUGGUGCGGCGGCGAGCGUGAGCGUGAGCGUGAGGGGUGUGGUCGUUGGCGGAUUGGCGGCGGUUGUUGCGGCGGCGGUCUUGGUGGGUUAG
Diplodia corticola is the source of this 3513-nucleotide messenger RNA. RefSeq names its product glycoside hydrolase family 18 protein. Gene Ontology annotation, biological process: carbohydrate metabolic process. Gene Ontology annotation, molecular function: chitinase activity; chitin binding. The record is from RefSeq and is a predicted model, not a curated record. Gene Ontology annotation, cellular component: extracellular region. The transcript has 3 exons. NCBI's taxonomy places the organism in Eukaryota, Fungi, Ascomycota, Dothideomycetes, Botryosphaeriales, Botryosphaeriaceae. The coding region runs from base 1 to 3513 and encodes 1170 amino acids.